UGAAAGUCCAUUAAAAAUGCCAACUGCAUGAUUUUGUAAAUUAUGAUAAUUUAAUGCAAUGCUUUACAUUGUAUGCUCAUAUAAAGUCCCUAUGAAAUGCAAUAAAAUUUGUUGUUUGUAACAUAGCAAAAUGCAAAAAGACUUGGAUGCAUAAUUGGUAUUAUAAUAAUAAUGCUUCUCCAUAGUUCAAACCCUUGGAUUUACAUGAUGUAAUAUCUUGUUUGUCCAGAAUGUUUCUUUGCUCCUGGACCACAAAUUCAAAUAUUUGCCUGUUCAAUGCAGACAGUGUAAUUUGAUUUCUCACAUUUUACUGUCUUAUUCAUAUGAACACACCCCACCUGUCCACACAGAGCAGGUGAACAUGCAAAGCUAACCUGUCAAUGAACAGAUACGCUUCCUUUUCCUGCUUUUCAGUCAUUCACAUACUCCAAGGCUGUGUAUAACCUCUGUGUGUUUUUGGAGUUGCUGCUCUUUUCUCAGAAAACAGGUGCAGCCCUGCUCUGUCACUUCUGUUCCCACAUAUCAGGCACUUCAGGUUCUGUAGGUUUGAAUAAAUUCCCCUCCCAGUGCAUGACAUUACUUCUCUGGCUCGCCUACAUAGGCGUGACUGAGCACUCUCUUUAAACGCAGGUGACUUUUCAUGGGAAACGUAUUUUCUGAAAAGCAGAACCACUUCAGGAUGCAAAAAACAGCAUUUUUUUCCUUGGUGCUGGUGUUGGCAGUGAGCUUUUUUCUUUUUAUUCUUUCUUGGGAAAAUUAUGAAGGUGAAUCAAAUUGGAAAGUCUUCUCAGGAAAAGUACUACCUAGAGGUGAAGAUACAUCGAUUAAUGUUGUGCAAAUGAUAAGGAAGCUGAGUCUGUUAUCAGGUUUGCCAACAGAGAUUGAGAGGAAAACCAAUAAAACCAACAUUUACUCCCUAGGAAACGUUAAAACUCAGAGCAGAGCUCCUGAGAGUCCUGUCCCCAUCAUGGAUUUAAGUUCCUUCAAAAAACUUCCUCAGUGGAGUUUUGAGGAUAUAUACAAUCUGGAUGCUCCAAUAACACCAACAACUUGUCCACAGUCUCUGCGUAACUCCAAGGACGAGGACUUCCAGAAAGCUUUCCUUCCCAACAUUCGCAUGUUUCUGCACAAAGACAACUUCAACAUCAGAGAGUGGAACCGGCUCUCGCACUUCAACAAUCCUUUUGGUUUUAUGGGAAUGAAAUAUAGUGGUACAGCUGGAGCAAAUCAACCAGCUGUAACCAUCCUUGGUAAAUAUUUGCUUGCAGAUGUAAAGCCUGUAGUGAAGCUGAUCUCAAAGCCCAAAGAGCCGCUGCUCCUCCCAAAGCCAGGCGGGGACGGCUGCGUCCACUGUGCCGUGGUGGGAACGGGCGGCAUCCUGAACGGCUCAAAGAUGGGCGCCGAGAUUGAUGCUCACGACUACGUGUUUCGGAUGAAUGGUGCAGUGAUCAACGGCUACGAGGAAGACGUAGGGACAAAAACGUCGGUUUAUGUUCACACCGCUCAUUCAAUCACAGCAUCCCUUGAAAUUUUUAAGGAGUACGGAUACAAGUCUGCCCCGCAUGACGAAGGAAUAAAGUAUGUCCUGAUUCCUGAGGGUCUGAGGGAYUACCAGUGGCUGCAGGGUCUUCUCAAAGGAGAGAAAGUUUCCUCCGGUCAAUACCAAGAUAUAGAUCCCAGAGCUUAUUACUCAGGACAGUUCAGUGAGGAUAACGUCUAUGUUCUGCACCAGGAUUUCCUGCGAUACGUUCGAAACAGGUACUUAAGUUCAAAUGACCUUAGUGGAGAUUACUGGGCAAUUGUGCGACCAACCAACGGGGCGUUUACUCUCUUUGUGGCUCUGCACACAUGCGACACGGUGAGUGCAUAUGGAUUUAUGACAGAAGACUACAGCAAAUACUCAAACUAUUAUGCGGAGAAGCUUUUGAGCGAAGUAAUUUUCUACAUCAACCACGAUCUCAUUCUGGAGAAAAAUCUGUGGAAAAGCUUUCACGACAAAAAAAUACUGAAGCUGUAUCAAAGAACUGGGUCAGAAAAGCGAACGGAUUCCUGAUUCAGCGUCAGGAGUCAAGAAGACCUGAAAAAAUAUGACGGUGUUUAUUAUUUUUAUGACUGUACUUUAACCUUAAGCUUAUUUAAAUGAGCUCUAUGUACACAAGUGGCAGAGACUUGUGUAAAUAUUUGUUGUAAAAUAAUGUCCUACAUGUGGACUGUAUUGAGGCAUAUAAGUUGCUAAAAUGAAGAAUAUUUUUACAUUUAUUUAUAGAUGCAUUAUUGUUUUUGCAGUAAUAAUCUCUGCAUUUUAUGUUGGUGACAUAUCUUUGCAAUGUGGUAGCUGUAGCAAUAUUUUAGUUUUAAAAAAGCACUCUAACAGAUUAACACUGUCAAGAAAGCAAGCAUUUUUAAAAUAAAUACAUAAAACCAAAAAUAUAUUUAAUGAACUUUUGUUUAUUCAUGUAGCUUAUAAUUAGCAGGGGAAACUGUAGAACUACAUUUUGUGGAAGAAAACGGCUAAUAUACUGUGAAUAGUGUGGAAAUCAGUGUUGCUUGUAUGUUAUUAUAUUUUUCUGUUUGUUUUAUUUGUUAAUCACUUUUGAAAUAAACUGACACAGUAAACUA
Messenger RNA from Poecilia reticulata (guppy), 2619 nucleotides. NCBI's taxonomy places the organism in Eukaryota, Metazoa, Chordata, Actinopteri, Cyprinodontiformes, Poeciliidae. The record is from RefSeq and is a predicted model, not a curated record.